UUAAUCGACAAGAGAUUCGUAGAAUCGUUUAUUAUUUGACAAUAUUUACGGUGCAAGUAUAAUAGCGAUUAAAUAGACUUUACAAUAAAUUCUGCAAAAAUCAGAGUGUGAAGUGACUCAUUACAUCAAUUAAAAAAUUUGGUGCUUCAAAAAGAUGCCAGAUGCCGCUCCCCAGAACAAAGAAUCAAAUUGACAGUGACGCUACAUUUGUCAAACCUAUAAACUCCAUAGAAAAAACUCGAAAAAAAUUGUUUUGUGUUUUUUACCUGGAUACAUUAUUCUGCGAAGAAUUUCUCAUACGGUCACCACAUACGCACACAUUCUUGCGAGAAUAGAGGAAACUUACACGCAACAACACUGACGACUAGGGAAAGCAACAAACAAUAAGCACCAGUUAGGUUUAAUAGAUUUGUGCAAUUACUGCGGUUUUGUGUGAAGGAAGAACGAAAUCAUCUGUUUGGAGCACAUCAAGGGAUAGAUAAAAAUGACUGAAUAUAAACUAGUGGUGGUGGGCGCGGGCGGUGUUGGAAAAUCGGCCUUAACCAUUCAAUUAAUACAAAAUCACUUUGUAGACGAGUACGAUCCAACAAUAGAGGACUCAUAUCGAAAACAGGUGGUGAUUGAUGGUGAGACAUGCCUACUAGACAUUCUGGAUACCGCUGGUCAAGAAGAGUAUUCUGCAAUGCGAGAUCAAUAUAUGAGAACAGGCGAAGGCUUCUUGUUAGUAUUUGCGGUAAAUAGUGCUAAAUCAUUUGAAGACAUUGGAACAUAUCGCGAGCAAAUUAAACGAGUCAAGGACGCAGAGGAAGUGCCCAUGGUUCUUGUUGGGAACAAAUGUGACUUGCAGGCGUGGGCUGUAAAUAUGAACCAGGCCCGAGAAGUUGCCAAACAGUACGGAAUUCCCUUCGUUGAAACGUCAGCCAAGACACGUAUGGGCGUUGAUGACGCCUUCUAUACCCUGGUUCGUGAAAUACGCAAAGACAAGGAACACAGGGGCAAAAAGGGACGUAAAACGAACAAACACAUAAACCGCAGAUUCAAGUGUGAACUCCUUUAAGUCGAUCAGGAAUACAUUUUACAUGCAUUAAAUGAGAGACUAAGUAGAAUAGGAACAUACAAAUUAUGGUCUUGGACAAAACUAUGCAUCGGUGGAUAGCAGAAGCACAAUUCAUGAUCAGUGCUAGUUUUGAUUUCUAUAAGCUUCUCUAUUUUAUAUUUUACAAAUGUCCACACAAUUUGAUUUAACUAUCGUACACAAAAUUGAACGAAAUAGAAACAGUAAAUUUCAGUUCUUCGUGACGCACAAAAUUGUAACCCAUACGAAACGAUAAUUUCAGACGGAAUUUAUGAUUACGGUUCUUAAAUUUUGUUUGGUGCUACAGUAACAUACAAUUAAUCAAUUAAUUUUGUACAACACUAACCGCAUUGCAAUUCUGUGUUUUCCUUCCAGAAAACAAAAACAAUUUGUAUGUGCACACAGGAAAAGUUGCUUUAUAAAAUUAAAGCGAGCUUAAUGUUUAUUCGCUUUGACUCUGACAUCUAUUAAUUGUUUAUUACAAUCAUAAAAAUACCACAAUUUACACCAUACAGAGAGGAAUACGGCGAGUGCUCUUUUAAGUGUCGAUUUUCCGACAUGUUUGCAACGGUAUGUUUAGAAAUAUUCAACUCUCAUCCAAACGAGCCUGAUUUAUUUACGUUUUUAAGCAAUUAACGAAAUAUCAUCCUCUUGAAUAAAACAUUCUAUUUUGUAGAAUUCAAUUUUUUCUUUGUGUACACACUAAAUUGUUCUCAAACAAAUAAGCGUAUAUUUUAUAUAUUUUAUUAUGUCGAUUAUCUGCUUUUUUUCUACAACUUUUUUUACAUUACUAACUUUAAUACAAAAGAUCGUCUACUCGCAUCGGAAAUUGAUUUAUGCCAGCAAGUGAUGAUUGAAUACAACACACACACACACACACAUAGUAUACAUAUAUGUUUUUUUGUUUAAUUUUGUGUCUUAUAUUUUAUGUACUGAAUAUACGUGUAUUAAUAUUUUAUGUAAUUAUUAUAAAUAAAAAUAAUUGCAUUCAUUAAAAACUAA
Stomoxys calcitrans (stable fly) is the source of this 2077-nucleotide messenger RNA. RefSeq names its product ras-like protein 1 (gene Ras85D). Gene Ontology annotation, cellular component: plasma membrane. NCBI's taxonomy places the organism in Eukaryota, Metazoa, Arthropoda, Insecta, Diptera, Muscidae. The record is from RefSeq and is a predicted model, not a curated record. Gene Ontology annotation, biological process: Ras protein signal transduction; epidermal growth factor receptor signaling pathway. The coding region runs from base 485 to 1057 and encodes 190 amino acids. The transcript is spliced from 4 exons. Gene Ontology annotation, molecular function: GTP binding; GTPase activity; GDP binding.